Messenger RNA from Brienomyrus brachyistius, 6598 nucleotides. Its product is annotated as rapamycin-insensitive companion of mTOR-like. The record is from RefSeq and is a predicted model, not a curated record. Gene Ontology annotation, molecular function: protein serine/threonine kinase activator activity. Gene Ontology annotation, biological process: positive regulation of phosphatidylinositol 3-kinase/protein kinase B signal transduction; TORC2 signaling. The transcript has 38 exons. Gene Ontology annotation, cellular component: TORC2 complex. NCBI's taxonomy places the organism in Eukaryota, Metazoa, Chordata, Actinopteri, Osteoglossiformes, Mormyridae. The coding region runs from base 19 to 5058 and encodes 1679 amino acids.
GCGAACAUCCCUGUAAACAUGGCGGGUAGCAUCCGCGGCCGUCCGAUCCGGAGUCUUCGGAUGCGAGGUCGGAAUGACAGCGGAGAGGAAAACGUACCGCUCGACCUAAGCAGAGAUCCCUCGGACAACUUCCGCGAAAUCUUGCAGAAUGUGGCCAAGCAGCGAGGCGUCAGUAACAUGCGGAAGCUGGGCCACCUCAAUAAUUUCAUCAAGCUCCUGUGCAGCGUUGGCCACUCUGAGGAGAAAUUUGGAUUCACCUAUGAGGAAAUCAUCAUCUGCCUGCGGUUAGCGCUGCUCAAUGAGGCCAAGGAGGUACGUGCGGCUGGUCUGCGGGCGCUACGCUACCUCAUCCGAGACAGCGCCAUUCUCCAGAAGGUUCUCCGCCUUCAGGUGGACUACCUGAUUGCCAGGUGCAUUGACAUCCAGCAGAGUAAUGAAGUGGAGCGAACGCAGGCUCUCAGGCUGGUGCGAAAGAUGAUCACUGUGAAUGCCCUGCUUUUUCCCAGUUCGAUCACCAACUCGCUGAUCGCUGUAGGCAAUGACGGGCUGCAGGAACGUGACCGCAUGGUGCGGGCAUGCAUCGCCAUCGUCUGUGAACUCGCUUUGAAGAACCCGGAGGUGGUUUCUCAGAGGGGCGGCAUCAGCGCCAUCCUUAAGAGUGUCAUCGACUGUCAGCUGAGUCGCAUCAAUGAAGCACUUAUCACCACCAUCCUGCACUUGCUCAACCACCCCCACACGCGGCAGUACAUCCGCUGCGACGUGGAGCUGGAGCAAAUCCUGGCACCUUACACCGACUCUCACUACAGGCACAACCCGGACACCGCCGAGGACCAGCUCAAGGAGGACAGAGAGGCACGGUUUUUCGCCAGCAAGAUGGCCAUUGUAGCGGCCUUUCGCUCCUGGUCAGGCAUCAUUAAUUUGUGUAAGUCGGGAAACUCCGGAAUCCAGUCGCUGAUUGGUCUGCUCUGUAUACCAAAUAUGGAAGUGAGGCGAGGCCUCUUGGAGGUCAUGUAUGAAAUAUUCCGACUUCCCGUUCCCGUUGUGACGCAGGAUUUUAUUGAAGCACUUCUCAGUGUCGACCCCAGUAGGUUUCAGGACAGUUGGAGACUGUCCGACGGCUUUGUGGCCUCAGAGGCUAAAGUGAUCCUCCCACAUCGAGCAAGGUCGAGACCGGACCUGAUGGACAACUACCUUGCCUUGGUUCUGUCUGCCUUCAUCAGCAGCGGACUCCUGGAGGGCCUGGUGGAGGUCAUCACCAGCAGUGAUGAUCACAUCUCUGUGCGAGCCACCAUUCUCCUGGGGCAGCUUCUUCACAUGGCCAACACCAUCCUCCCUCACUCACACAGCCACCAUCUGCACUGCCUGCCCACCCUCAUGAACAUGGCAGCCUCGUUCGACAUCUCGCAGGAGAAGAGACUACGGGCAAGCGCUGCAGUCAACUACCUGAAACGCUUCCACGAGAAGAAGAAACGUGGCCCCAAACCUCACAGCCUAUACUUGGACCACAUCAUCCGCAAAGCCAUGGUAGCCCACAGCCGGCGAGAGCAAUACCUCCGCGUCCAGAGGGACAUCAGCAUCAUCAAGGACACAGAGGAAGCUCUUCUCAUGAACAUCCGUGACAGUCAUAUCCUCAACCACAAGCAGAACCUGGAGUGGAACUGGGUACUGAUCGCUACCAUCCUGAAGUGGCCAAACGUGAACCUGCGGAACAAAGAUGAACAGAUGCACAAGUUUGUGCGCCGGCUGCUGUACUUCUUCAAGCCCAGUAGUAAGCUGUUUGCCAGCCUGGACCUGGAGCACAGCAAAGCGAGGCAGCUGACUGUGGCCGGGUGCCAGUUCAUCGAGUUCCUGCUGGAGUCAGAUGAGGAUGGGCAGGCCUAUCUGGAGGAGCUGGUGAGGGACAUCGAGCAGUGGCUGUCCUGUUCCUCCGGACUCAGGCCGGACCGCAGUCUCCAGAGCAAUGGCCUGGUGACCACGCUCAGCCAACAUUACUUCCUCUUCCUGGGCACCCUGUCUGCCAACCCCAGCGGUGUCAAGAUGCUGGAGAAGUGCAAUGUCUUCCAGUGCCUCCUCAACCUGUGCUCGCUGAAGAACCAGGACACUCUGUUGAAGUUGACGGUGUCCACGCUGGACUACAGCCGCGACGGCCUGGCUCGAGUCAUCCUGUCCAAGAUCCUCACAGCGUCCACAGAUAACUGCAGGCUGUACGCCACCAAGCAUCUGCGAGUGCUGCUGCGUGCCAAUGUGGAAUUCUUCAACAACUGGGGCAUCGAGCUGCUGGUCACACAGCUGCAUGACCGCAGCAAGGCCGUCUCCAUGGAGGCGCUGGACAUCCUAGAUGAGGCCUGCGAGGACAAGGCCAACCUGCAUGCCCUCAUCCAGAUGAAACCUGCCCUCACCCACCUGGGUGACAAGGGAGUUCUGCUGCUCCUACGGUUCCUGUCCAUUCCGAAGGGCUUCUCCUACCUCAGCCAGAGGGGCUACGUCAACCGUCAGCUUGAGAAGUGGCAGAAGGAACACAACCUGAAGUAUGUGGAUCUGGUGGAGGACCAGCUGAACGAAGCUCUCACCACGUACCGCAAACCUGUCGAUGGGGACAACUAUGUGCGCCGAAGCAACCAAAGGUUACAAAGACCAAACGUUUACCUUCCUGUGCACUUGUAUGGUCAGCUGGUCCACGAUAAGACGGGGUGCCACUUGCUGGAAGCUCAGAACGUGGUUCCAGAUCUGAGCUACACAGUUCGCUCCCCGACUCUAGAUAACUGGGAAGGCGUUAAGCACCUGAAGGCAGCACUCUGGGCCUUGGGUAACAUCGGCUCCUCCAACUGGGGUUUGAACCUGCUCCAGGAGGAAAACGUGAUCCCGGACAUCGUGGCUCUGGCCCAUCACUGCGAGGUCCUGUCCAUCCGCGGCACCUGCCUGUAUGUCCUGGGCCUGAUCUCCAAGACCAAGCAGGGCUGCGAAGUUCUGAAGCAGCAGGGCUGGGAUGCAGUGCGACACAGCCGGAGGCAGCCUUGGCCCGUGGUUCCAGAUGAGGUGGAGCGCCAGCCGGCCAGUGAGCUGUCCUCGGUGCCCAGUUCGCUCAGCCUCAACUCCGAGUCCACCGGCUCGCGGCACAACAGCGAGAGCGAGUCCACGCAGCCCGGCUUCUACAUCCUUGACGAUGAAAAGUGUGACUUGCUGGGCCUGCCGGAGGAGCUCCCACUGUACAUGCGUUCCAAGCCCCAGAAGGACCGCGGCCCUUUCACUCUGCUGACGUCAGGCAGCUCGGUGCGGCGCCGCCUCCUCAGCACUCUCACCCUGCCCAGUAAGAAGCUCCGAGGCACUGGCGACCCCAAGGCCAGCAAGCAGGGGGCCCCACGGCGCAGCCGCACCAUCACGGAGCCCUCCGACAUCUCUCCCGUCUACAAUGGCGGGCGCCUGGGCACGUCCGUCAGCUCGGAGACGUCUUUUCUGGGCUGCCGGGACGAUCGGGUGGGCGGGACUGCCAUCCUAGAGGUGGAGUCUAAGCUGGGUAGGGGCGGGGCCGAGAGUCACCGGGAACCCGGUAGCCGCGAGCGAUUGGCUGGAGAUGGCUCCUCCUCCUCGUCCUCGGGAGGGGGCGGGGCCCAGUUCAAGAGCCGCAGCCAGAGCUUCAACACGGACACGACGACCAGCGGCAUCAGCUCCAUGAGCUCCAGCCCGUCCCGGGAGACCGUGGCCGGCGUGGACUCGUCGGCGGGUGACACAGACUGUGUCAGCCUGGACACGGUGAUCAGCGCACGCACAGUGCGGACGUUGUGCUCGCUUACGCCACAGUCCAACCACCUGCCACUGUCCAAAUCAAGUUCAGCAUCGCUGGUGCCGCCCGGCUCCGCCCACACACUGCCACGCCGAGCCCAGUCACUCAAGUCACCCUCGGUGGCGGCCAUCCGCAGCCUGGCGGACUGCAGCUUCGCAUACACCAGCCCCCGGGACGCGCUAGGCUACGCCACACUCAAACGGCUGCAGCAGCAGCGCAUCCACCCGUCCCUGUCGCACAGUGAAGCACUGGCCUCCCCCGCCAAGGACGUGCUCUUCACCGACACCAUCACCAUGAAGGCCGGCAGCCUGGACUCCCGGCUCACGCCCCGCAGGUUCUUGAAGGCUCUGAGCUUUGCCUCUCUGGACAAAGAGGAGCUCCUAAGCCCCAUCAGCCAGACCACCCUGCACCGGUCCUCUUCUGUGCGCUCUAUGGUCUCCAGUGCCACCUAUGGGUGCAACGACGACUACAUCGGCCUGGCUCUGCCCAUGGACGUCAACGACAUGUUUCAGGUGAAGGAGACCCCGUACUUUAAGCAGAGCACAAGCCCACCGUCUGAGGACAAGAGUCCCAAGUUCUUCUUUGGAGAUGGGGACGGUUCCCGGUCAGGCGCCCCCCCUCCACUGCGUCCCCAGAUCAGCAUCACGGAGCUGGUGAGUGGCAGCCGUGCCGGACUGGGUGAGGAGACUGGCCUGCAGGAUCAUCGCGACGACAACUGUCUGUACUGCGUGGCCAUCCAGGUGCUGGGUGGCCACGCCCACAGUCAGGCCGACGCCCCCCACAACCGCACGGACUUCCCCGACGUGCCGUACUCUGAUUGGUGCAGCCAGCCCAUCCAUAGCCACCUGGAGGUCACGACCCAGUCCAAGUUCUCUGGCAUCUCCGGCUGCAGCGACACAUCCCAGGGUUCUGCAUGCAGCACGCCCAACGCCCAGCUGGUCUUGGGAGGAAAGCCCAUUUCAGAGGACGCGCCAGCCUGCCGUGCCUUGCUGCGGAAGGAGGUGCUUCGGCUGGUCGUGAAUCUCAGCUCCUCUGUGGGCACCAAGGGCCAUGAGACGGGCUUGCUGACGAUCAAAGAGAAGUUCCCGUACGCCUUUGACGACGUCUGCCUGUACUCGGAGGUGUCCCACUUGCUGGCUCACUGCGUGUUCCGCCUGGCCUCCCGCCGCUUCAUCCAGGAGCUCUUCCAAGACGUCCAGUUCACCCCGAUGUAUGAGGAAGCUGAUGUUGUCCUUAGCAGUCCAAAGCAGGCCGCUGCCAACUCGUCGGAAUGCUGAUCUUCCUGCACCUUUCUGUGAUUCCAUCCCACCCCCCCCCCGCCUAAAACAGACUUUUUUUUUUUGCACUUGGACUUUUUUUUGCAAGCCCCAGAUGCCCCCUCCCCAGCUCUUGUGGAGCGGGCCGUACCUCGGGCAGAGCUGACGUGGGAUUGGCGGGAGUUUCUCCGAAUGUCUUCUGUCUGUGCGCUCUGGUCCGCGUCAAAUGGUUUUCGCGGGCAGCUGCAUCUUUCACUGAACAUCCCUCCCGGCCGACACGUACAGCUUGGACUCUGGUAAUGAAAGCGACCCGAGUGCAUGGACCACAUGGAGGGCCUCGAACCGGGAACUGUCCGGUGUCAGCUUUCCGCCGUGGUUUUCCAGUUUCUCAUUCAGUGAGUGAGCAUCCUGUAACGGGAAAAAAUGACAAAGGUGUGCUGUUUCCCUCCGCCUUCCUCCCCUCACCCCGCCGGGUACCCAUCCCCUCGCUGUGUAACACUAACGAGCCGCCAUUAACUGGGACACCUCCAUUCCCAUACACGGUGAUGGGAGGCAGGGCCUAACACCGCCUGUCAUGUGAUCAAACACUGUACAGUAUUUCUUUUUUCCUCUACUGUUCUCUUUUCACAUUGUUUAGCCAAUCAGGUGUCAGAGUCGUGGGCCCGCCCUCUCUCCCCUUAGGGGCGGAGCUGGAGGCGACACCGGUGGCGUAAUGGAAACGCGAGUGGUGCCAGCUUCCUGUUGGGUUUUACUUCAGUUUCCUUUUUUUUUUUUGUUGCUGUUUUUAUUCGCUGCUCUUCAGGUUGGGGGAGGGGGGAGCAAAUUUGCAAGCCAAAUUUCCUAAUUAAGUUGUGGCAAACGCACAGGGAAUGAAAUGGAUGCAGAAAAAGCAGUGAAACCAUUUGGGUUUGGGCAUCCAUCUCCUCUGUGCGCAGGUUGGGUCUGUGCGUGACUGUGUGCACAUAUGUGUGUGUAUGUAUGUAUGUAUGUAUGUAUAGACGCGUGUCUGUGUGUGAGAAUUCUCACAUUUUUACCCUCUAUAUUCCUCUGCACUGGUGUAAGAUCUUGGCUGCGUUUGGUCUCAGCGGCUCUGGUUCCUCCAGCUGGUUCGUUGUUAAAACAGCUCCAGGGUCAUUUGAGUGGAAUCGCAUGGAGCUUAAGGUGACAUUACUGUGUUAUUCCUGAAACGUCUGCAUGAUGUCCUCCUCAAACAAACAGCAAAGCAGGUCAGAGGAGACACGAGGGCCGUGGGUCUUCGCCUCGGCGGCUGGACCCUCACGCUUAAAUCGCUUUCAUUUUAUAGUUUGUUUUUCUUCUUCUCUUUUUUUGUUUUUUUUUUUUUUUUUAAGAAAGAUUUUUGUAUUUUCUUUGGAUCCCAUGGAUGGAGCAUAGAACCGUUCAGCAGAAUUGUAAUUUAUUUUAGUAUCUAAUGAAUUUCCUCUAACGAGUCACCGGUACUUCCUGCGUCUGUCUGGGUUUCUGUGACGUGCCGUUUCUGUCCCAGACCACCUUGCCACAUCUUCCUGCCCAGGAUCAGUGUCGGCGCCACCUGUGAAGCCAC